This is a messenger RNA of Asparagus officinalis (garden asparagus), 1795 nucleotides long. RefSeq names its product histone acetyltransferase GCN5. The transcript is spliced from 14 exons. Gene Ontology annotation, biological process: positive regulation of transcription by RNA polymerase II; chromatin remodeling. The coding region runs from base 1 to 1323 and encodes 440 amino acids. Gene Ontology annotation, cellular component: histone acetyltransferase complex. Gene Ontology annotation, molecular function: histone H3 acetyltransferase activity; protein binding. The record is from RefSeq and is a predicted model, not a curated record. NCBI's taxonomy places the organism in Eukaryota, Viridiplantae, Streptophyta, Magnoliopsida, Asparagales, Asparagaceae.
AUGAGGACUUCCACGCCUCCGAGUGAAGACGAAGGUCAAGGACCGAGGCCGGACGGCCGCCGUGAACGGCGGCUAGCGGCGGGACCGCUGCGCCGCCGGAGGGGCAGGGUUCAGAUUGCCGGGAUUGUGGUGAAGGAGACAUCCGGCAGGGAGAUUUUCACGGAGAAUAUUCAGACUAGUGGGGCGUACAGCGCUAGAGAAGAGGGGCUCAAGAGAGAGGAAGAUGCUGGAAAACUCAAAUUUAUUUGUUGUGCAAAUGAUGGCAUUGAUGAACAUAUGAUCUGGUUGAUCGGAUUGAAAAACAUAUUUGCUAGGCAACUGCCUAAUAUGCCCAAGGAGUAUAUUGUCCGUCUUGUUAUGGACAGAAGCCACAAAUCCAUGAUGGUCAUUAGGGAUAAUGUGGUGAUUGGUGGCAUUGUUAGGCGUAAUGUGGUGAUCGGUGGUAUCACAUAUCGCCCUUAUAUCAGUCAGAAGUUUGGUGAGAUAGCUUUUUGUGCUAUCACAGCAGAUGAACAAGUCCGAGGCUAUGGGACAAGACUAAUGAAUCACUUGAAACAGCAUGUCCGCGAUGUUGAUGGCCUCACUCAUUUUCUAACAUAUGCAGACAAUAAUGCAGUUGGCUAUUUUACAAAACAGGGCUUCACAAAAGAGAUAACACUGGAGAAAGAAAGAUGGCACGGAUACAUCAAAGAUUAUGAUGGAGGCAUACUCAUGGAAUGCAAAAUCGAUCCAAAACUUCCAUACACCGAUCUUUCUACAAUGAUUCGACGGCAAAGGCAGGCAAUAGAUGAAAAGAUAAAAGAACUCUCCAACUGUCACAUUGUCUAUUCAGGAAUUGAUUUUCAAAAGAAGGAAGCUGGUAUUCCUAAAAAGCCCAUUAAAGUUGAGGAUAUUCCUGGUUUGAGAGAGGCUGGUUGGACUCCAGAUCAGUAUGGGCACUCAAGGUACAAACCAGCAAAUGCUACAGACAGUGUUGCUUACCGACAACAACUGAAUGCUUUUAUGCGUGGACUUUUAAAGAUGAUGAGUGAGCAUCCGGAUGCUUGGCCAUUUAGAGAACCAGUAGAUGCACGUGAUGUGCCUGAUUAUUAUGAUGUCAUUAAGGAUCCAAUGGAUCUAAAAACCAUGUCAAAAAGAUUGGAAUCAGAACAAUAUUACAUCACCUUUGAAAUGUUUGUUGCUGAUGUCAAGAGAAUGCUUGCUAAUGCUCGCACCUAUAAUGCUCCAGAAACAAUAUAUUAUAAAUGUGCUACGAGGCUUGAAACUUUUUUCUCGAACAGGGUCCAGUCUCACCUCCUCCAAACGACUAGCAAGAAUCCAUAGAUUUAACUAUUUUAUUGAAAAAUGCGUCCUUAUCUAUUGAUAAGUUUGUAAACUUUUGCUUAGUGAACUUUGAGACCAACAUAAACUCUGAAGCAGAAAAUCAAGGAGAGCCAGAUUCAUGUCACAAGCUGACGGAGCUCUGUGGUUAAAGCUUGUAAUCCUGAUUCAUAAAUUGUUGGACAUUGACAAAGCCUGCUGACAUCUGAUGCAGUUUACACAGAUGAUGCACAACUGUUGGCAACCGAAAGUUCUAAAGUCCUGUAAUAGCGAUUGUUCUGGUAAUAUGCAAUUGUUAAUUGAUGAUAUCUUUCGCUGUACUUGGACUUGAGAUAUUGAUAUGUAAAUUUAUGAUUUCUCCAUGUAGUUAUAGACUUGAGAAAGGAAAGAUUUGCUACAUGCUGUGACGAAUGUUUGGGUGGAUUUGCUCCAGACUUCUGUAUUGAGAUAAAUUCUAUUAGCCAAUUCCGUGUGA